This is a messenger RNA of Oldenlandia corymbosa var. corymbosa, 300 nucleotides long. NCBI's taxonomy places the organism in Eukaryota, Viridiplantae, Streptophyta, Magnoliopsida, Gentianales, Rubiaceae. The record is from the annotation of a GenBank genome assembly.
AUGUCAAAGCAAGGACGCGGAGGAUCGGCGGGUAACAAGUUCAGGAUGUCUCUGGGUCUUCCAGUGGUUGCGACGGUGAAUUGCACCGACAACACAUGGGUAAAGAACCUUUACAUCAUUUCAGUGAAGGGAAUGAAGGGUAGGCUCAACCGUCUCCCUUCUGAUUGCGUCGGUGACAUGGUUAUGGCCACCGUCAAGAAGGGUAAGCCCGAUCUCAGUCAGAAAGAAGGUCAUGCCCGCAGUCAUUGUCCGCUAGCGCAAGCCAUGGCGCCGAAAGGACGGUGUCUACAUGUACUUUGA